Messenger RNA from Topomyia yanbarensis, 2993 nucleotides. RefSeq lists its product as uncharacterized. Gene Ontology annotation, molecular function: protein binding. The record is from RefSeq and is a predicted model, not a curated record. Lineage: Eukaryota; Metazoa; Arthropoda; Insecta; Diptera; Culicidae. The transcript is spliced from 2 exons. The coding region runs from base 497 to 1882 and encodes 461 amino acids.
UGCAAAAAAUCUACAUUGUUCUAAUAAAAAAUCUGUAUCUGUCUGUAUUCAAUGAAAAUAAAACAAAUUUUGGUGAUUAAGAAACGUUCGAGAGUCCUAAACAUCAAAAUAAAUACUAAUUUAAAUUAAGACCUUUAACAAAUUAUUACAUUGCACAAACCAACAGCUCGAUAGUUUGGAAUGUCAACGAAUUUAAAACGUGAUUUGUUGAGGAAGUUGCCCUAUUACCCUGCCUAUGGAAAAAAAACAUUCCAACUUAAUAAUGUGUAUUCUGUGUCAAAUAUAUUAUGAGCUCAAAAAUUCGAAUAAUCUGUGUAAAUGGUAGCUCUGAAACAGUACUAGUUUACUGUCAAAAAAGCGAGGUUAAAUUGGGUUGGUAAAGAACUCUUCAAUUCAUUCUCAAAUACGCUGAUUUUUUCAUCGGAUUACAAUCAACGCAUGGCCCUACAAUACCAAACUAGGAAUCGGUACGAACGUAUUUACUUUAUCGUGAAAUAUGACGACCGUCCAGCUUCCACCGGAGCUUUGGGAUCGAAUAUUCGACUAUCUGCCGUUCCAGCAACAGUUGCAGAAAGCGGUAGUGUGUCGUGACUGGAACGAGCGUGUUGCUAGGAGGGCGAACUUUUCGCUCUCUUGUCCUGCCCACAAUUCUCAUAAUCACAUUGGCGCUAUACGGAAUUCAAUGCGGAAUUAUAAAAGCUUCAAAUUGGAACGAUUGCAAACGGAGCAGGAAUACGUUAACAGUCAGCAAGCCAUUUUAGAAUGUAAACAAAGGUUUAGCAUCUGGAAGCUAUCGCUGAGUACUGUAUCAAAUGAGAUGUUGGAACGAUUUGUUGACGAGCACUACGAUUGGAUAUGCACUACGCGAAGUUUGUUACUUCAAUUAGCUGAGGGAGAAAAAUUUCCCGUUGAUGUGCUGGCGAGAUUAGUGAAUCUUCGAGAGCUACGACUACUGAAUGUUACCGAUACGAAUGCUGAUUGGACGCGGCUUUGGAGUCAGUUAAGGCUUAUUCGCGUUCUAACGAUAGAUGCAGCAUGGCACUACAAUGAUGAAGCUUUAGGCGAUUUGAUGGAAUCAGUUUCUAGUCACACAAGUCUAAUCGAACUAACGAUACGCUCCAACGACACUACCUGUUUAGCGAUGAUAGCCAAUAAGUUGAUACAUCUUGAGAAGCUUGCACUGAUACGAUUGACGGUUCGAUUAGAAAAUGUGGAACUUAAUUUUCCUUCAUUGAAACACUUGAACCUUGAUAUAGGAUGGUUUGUGUUUAAUAGGCCCUACCUCAACAUAAACGCACCGAAGCUUAAAUACCUACGUGUGUCAACAAAAACGAUUCCUUUCGUUCGAUUUACCGAUCGAACUAAGAUUCUACAAAUGGAUCUUUUCGGUUACAGUAUAUCCAGUCCACAUCCUUGUUUUUCGACCGUGGAAAAAUUGGGUUUGACAAUACAGGAACCUGCUAACCAGGAGUCAGUUGUGGAGGAAAUAAAGUUGUUCCCGAACGUCGACACACUUGUGGUGAAACUAAUCUCGAAAGAUUGUGCUAUUGCAGUUCCAUGUGCUAGCACUUUUAUGCAUGUGAAAUAUUUACAUUUGAACAAUUUCGUGCUUUGUAUAGAUUUUUUUGAACAGAUUGCGCAAAUAAAACUACUGCAGCAUCUAACGAUCGAGGAAUGUAAUUUCUCCUUGAAGACAUCAAGUUACCAAGUGGACCUUUCUCAUUUGAGUUACUUUCGCGUGAAGCGUGUAUCGCUGCCAAUGUCGGUGGAAGUAUUUCCAGUUGUUGCGAGCGAUCAGCCACCGGUCGUGCUUAUCGAUAAACUCCGAACUCAUCUAUGGCGAAACGAUCACUUUAAUGUUUUCAGCUCAAAAUGGGAGUAACGGCUGUGAUUUGCAAUUUUUUGUAAGGAGUGAUUGAAUCGCUUCGGCGAUGUCAUAUCGUAUUUGUUACAAACACUAGAUUACAGGAAACGGAUAUGACGCAACGAAGACAUAUGAAAUAGAGCUAUAUGCUAUAUUCCUGCCUAAGGAGAAAAUUGUUUUAAAAUCACGUUAAAAGUGAAGGGUGCAAAACCUAACUACAAUAAGCUAAGGAAUUGGCGUUUCGACUUCGUCUGCUUCAGUAUAUUCGUUGACUUACUUGUUGGAAACAAGGUUCGAUUUCAGCAUGUUUCAUCGGCAAACAGAACUUUUGCUCUUGCGGGUCUCGCGUCAGCCUGGUACUUUGGUCAAGUCUCGACAAACAUAUGAUUACGGCCUAAAAGCCAACUGUCAAAAAUCACUUUGAAUGGAAAUUCCGGACAAACCGUAACGCGCCAAUCACAGAUGUUGGUAGUAAACGAAAGAGAAAAGUUUUCUCUUUCAUAAACUGUUGUGAACUGUGUUCGACUAGUAACGGUUUGUCCGAAAUUUCCAUUCACAGUGGAUUUUGACAGUUGGCUUUUAGGCCGUAAUCAUAUGUUUGUCGAGAAGUGGCAAUUUCUGAAGAGGCGAAAUCGAAAUGGAAAUGAACAACUGUGAUGAGUGGAUCAUACUCGGCCUCGACAGCCUGGAUUAAGGUGUGGCGGGAUUGGGAUCGAAGGUUUUUUAGUGAAUUCCAUCAUAGUGUUAUGUCUGUUAGUCUGUGAUCUGGUGACCAUCAAUCGGUUAUAUUCAGCUCUGGAUUCACUACCGGCAGCGUCGGCCUGACUCUGUAGACAGACUUGUGCCAAAUACAAAUUUUGUAUUUGCUUGUGCUCAGGUUAGGUUCGCGGUCGUGUCCGUAGGGUCGCGCCCCUGUAAGCGUUAGUGUAAUGUCCCUGGACAGUCGAUGACAGAUAGAGAGGGUAGGCGAAAAGGAAAAGAAAAAGUGGUCAGUUGUUAGAAAUGCGUACAGGGAUAGAGACUGGAAAGGAUAUUUGAAAAUUGGAGAAUAUAUAACGAGUUGGUUAUUGAAUAAACGGUGGUUUUAAUUGUUUCCCGAAUCCGCUCCUUCACAAAUCUGGCGACGAGG